Messenger RNA from Rhopilema esculentum, 2835 nucleotides. RefSeq lists its product as uncharacterized. The record is from RefSeq and is a predicted model, not a curated record. Lineage: Eukaryota; Metazoa; Cnidaria; Scyphozoa; Rhizostomeae; Rhizostomatidae.
CAUAAAGAAUGAACUGUUGUGGAGGAGAACUAUAGAUCGUCGGUUUUGAGUAAAACAAACAGUGGUCAGCCUUGUAAAACACAUGGUGUCAGCCUUGUCUUCAAAUUGUAUACAGUUUUUGAGUAUUACCUGAAUGGAAGAUUGAAGAUGUGUACCUUGUGAAAUCAUCAAUGCUUUAUUUUUUAAUCCCAUAUGCUGUGAUUGCUGCAAAGGCACUGUUGGGUUGGUCUGCUACUGAGGGGCUUUUGUAUCCAAGUUCUAAAGAUACUUGUAUUAGAAAUGCAUCAGCCAGUGUUGUCAAGAUACAAAAUCCAGAAAUCUUGGGGAUUCAAAUUAAGUGGUUUGUUGAAGAUAAUGCUUUGGAUAGUAUUGAGGGAUUUCAUCUAUACCUUUUGACUAGCAGUGGUCUAUCAAGAUCAUUUUUCAUAAAAAAGAAAAUCACAACUUAUUCGAUUAAGCUGCCUAAGACGUUGAAAAGGGUAGAACAAUACAGGAUACACUUGGGAUGCACACCACUAAACGUGAAAAACAGAAUAAAAAUGGUUAUCAAUCCAAAAGAUAUUUGUGAAGCAUAUUCUCGUUACAAAAUCCCGGCUCCAUUCCAGUGCUUGAGACGACUUAAAAAUGUAUCUGUGCGCAAAUGCUUUGAAGAGAAGGCUGAGAUUUCAUGGAGUCCCCCUGACGUCUACGGUCAUAUUGGAUAUGUAAUAAGGAAGACCAAGGUUAACUGCAUUCAUGGCAGCCUCUGUUGCAAACAUGCUGAGUAUCAAAGAAUCUCGGGCCUUCACCUAAUUUACAGCAACACGACGACGACAAGUAUUGAGGAGGGAAUGCAGUACUGUAUUGAAAUUUUGAUGUGCCCUGCUGGUGAGAAGAAACUUUUGAACUGCGAAUCAAAACACCCCCCACUUUUCAUCAAAUGUCCGAAAACAAGACGUCAGCAUUCUUUGUUGGUUGGAACUGUCGCUGCACUGGCGCUUUUCUUCUGCAUCGCCUGCAUUUACACUGUUGUCUGUUUCAUUAAAAGACGAAAAGCUGAGAGAGAGAGCGAAGGACUCGGCCUAAAAUCACUCUCAACGGCACUCAUUCAAAGUCGUGACGAUGACGGGACCAAAAGAAAAGAGCCAAUGAUGUUUAUUGUGCAUUGCGCUGGGUGUGUGGUAUUGGAAGAGUUUGUCCUUCAUUUAAUCCGAUUCUUUAGACUGAAUGGAAUUAAUGCAGUGUCUGAGUUAACUGAAGAGGAGAGUGUUUUCAAAUAUGGCCGUGGAGUCUUUUUGAACGAAAUGCUCAGCAAGGCUGAUAUCGUUUUUGUUUUAUGCACAGAUGUCAUGGAUAACGUCGCAUGCAAUUCAUCGUAUAUCUGCACUCGAAACGCCGUUCAAAACAAAGUCGUUGAGCACGGCGAUGAUCUAAGUCAUUAUUUCAUGGCUCAUUUUAAUAAAUCCGAGAAUGUCCCAGAUAUGCUGCGCCUUGCAGGCCUGGAUCUCAGUAAAGACCUCAGAAAUCAGCUAGAGAAGACCCUUCUACGAGUCUUCGAUACGAGGACCUACCUUGUUGGCGAAAAAGCUGUUCUAAAGAACAAAAUAGAACUUUGCGGCAAGGCGAAAUCGGCAAUUGCUGAUCUACAGACGUGCUCGUCUCAUCUAUUAUUGCAGAGGCAUUCAAAAUGUCUCUUAGGAACCUGUCCAAAGGGAGACAGGGUAUGAGGAAAAGUUAUGAAAUUGUUUUUGAAUCUAAAUCCCGAAUUGGUAUUAAAACGAAAACGUACUUUUAGCAUUUCAGCUUUUAUUUUCGGUAUUACUAUACAAAUGCGGAUGUAAAUAGUUAUUUGUUACUAUUUUAUACUUUGAAAUGUAAUGUAACAUAUUGCAACCUUUUUAUGAUUUCAAUGAAAUUUAGGAGUAUAACUAAUAGUGUAUUUUCGGAUUCAUAUUAUAUGUGCUAGAUAAAUGUAUUUGUGAAAGAACUUCGAGAAGAUAUUAUUACCUGGGUAGUUGUGAUGUGCCAUUUUUAAGAACUUUAUUAUUGGCAAAAUGAUUUAUUUGGGUAAAUGCCUGUAGCUAUGGGUAGGCUGAUGUAAAACUUGAGUACGCAUACAAAAGCGGAUCACAUUUAGUCUUUAUUUUCCCACUGGCAGUUCUGCUUGAGUGAGAACAACGAGCUUCUAAUUCUCAUUUUAGUUUACAAGCUUGUUUUUACAGUGUACAAUCUGACAAUCACAGCAUGUCAAAUUUAUCUUUUUGAAUACAUUUUGCUUUCUAGGCAUAUUUAUUGCGUAUAUAAGCUUAUAUAUUAUCAUUCUGGCAUAUUCCCUGCAUCGCAUAUUACCUUGGAACCUUUCACCUAUCUAUUCACAGAACGAUUCGGCGUCGUGGUGAAAAUAUCUUUGUCGUCCCUGUAUCUCCUAGUCACUUGACAUGUUUGUGUAUUUUAUUGUACGUAGCAUUUUAUAUUUGUUACUGAAGUAGAACUGUAAAACGAAAAUUGAAACGAAAAAUGUACUUACAAAUUAAAAAUUCUGGGACAUCUAUUCAGAUUUACAUUAAUUGCUAUCAUUUCAUUUUUAAACUGAAUGAAAAAGAGAAAAGCUUCGCGGUUAUUGUAAGUUUGGAAAUUUAGAUUUUUUUCAUUAACGCACCAAGGUAAUGGUAGGGCUAGUGAAUUCGGGAUUGUUAUUUGUACAACUCGCUGGAAACGAGAGUUAUCGUUGUAGUAUGUAGCAAAGUAUGUAAUUUUUUUCAAGCCAUUAGAGGAAGUAGAUAUUUUCAAAUGUAAAACGAAAACGCUCAAGAAUCAAUUGACUCGAAAUUUGAUUAAAUCAAAGCUAUUCAACAA